Exophiala aquamarina CBS 119918 is the source of this 1410-nucleotide messenger RNA. RefSeq lists its product as uncharacterized. Gene Ontology annotation, molecular function: DNA binding. Gene Ontology annotation, cellular component: RNA polymerase I complex. NCBI's taxonomy places the organism in Eukaryota, Fungi, Ascomycota, Eurotiomycetes, Chaetothyriales, Herpotrichiellaceae. The transcript has 2 exons. Gene Ontology annotation, biological process: RNA polymerase I preinitiation complex assembly; nucleolar large rRNA transcription by RNA polymerase I; transcription elongation by RNA polymerase I. The coding region runs from base 1 to 1410 and encodes 469 amino acids. The record is from RefSeq and is a predicted model, not a curated record.
AUGAGCGAGAGAAAGAGAAAAGCAGAUGCUCAGCAGAGCGAGAGGCCGUCCAAGAGGCCCCAGAACGCUCGAGUCCGAGUUUCUCAUUUCACCGGGCCCGACGUAGCCAGACCAGUUGUCGCUUCCUCCCCUGGUAUAACACUUCCUUCAAAAGCCAAAUUCCACUCUUUUUCCAAGAAAAACAAAUCCGACCUCCUCCUCCACUCGACCUCACACCCCACAAUAGACUUCACGGCUGUGGAAACCAGCACCAGCAAUGCGACCGAGAAGCACAUCAGACACUACCUUGCUAUCUUCGACCCUGCCACCAACGAGUUGAAGGUGACAGAUGCCAAGAAAAUGACCGUACGAAGCACCGUCCGCCAGGUUGAGCAUGCCGAAGAAGACGAGGAAGAAGGCACAUCCUCCUUCCCACCAGCGACACCUUUUUCUCGCGCAGCUCUGACCGAAGCAUUCGGAACAAAAAAGUCCAAGAAAGCCGUGGCUUCAGUGGCAGAGAAUCGUCUGCUAGCUGGUAGCGGCGAGCACGCCGACGACCCGAUCUCCAAUGCGAUCCUCUCCACAAUCAAGGACGAAGACGACGUGGCCAACAGCGUCGAGUCCGGGAACACGAACCUUUCACGGUCUAGCAAGCCUCUCCCACAAGCCGACCUCUCAGCCACCGAGAUCCGGGACGUCUAUCCUCUAUCGGCACUCGUCUUUCCAGCGCCUCCAUACACGACCCUCUCCCAAAUGCCCAUCGCCUACUGGCGGGACCACAUCAAGUCGAAGAAGGACGUCCGCUCACGCUCGCGCUUCGUCGCAAACCGCGUCCAAUACCUCACCCAAUCGUACCUCUCCAACCCGGCGGAUGAGCAUCUCCUCCUCAACCUACAACUGCUCCGCUACAUCCUCCUCCUCAUCGAGCUACAUACAUACAUCUCACGGCUCCCGCAGCGGCGACCGAUCCCCCCGCCCGACAAAUGGCCAGCCAAGACGACCUCAGACUCGAGCCUGUCAACGGCAUUCCUGAGCAAUUUGAUCGCCCGCUUCCUGCCUACCAGUCAACCAACAACACAAGCCAAGACCCUCCUCACAACCACCAUCCUCGCGCUCACACUCCACAUUCCCCCGCCCAGGUUCCAGCACGGCUCGAAAAUCCUCAUCACGGAGCCCACAGACAUCGCGCUCGACCUAGCAUUACAGUCAACCGAGGUCUCCAAGCUCUUCCGCGAGCUAGGUUGCAAGCUAGAGAGCGUCAGCGACGGAGACCUGCGGGCCUGGGGCCUGGAGAAGGUGGUCGGCAAGGCCGGCAGGAAGAUCACGGAUGAGGACGGCAAGGAGAUCACGCUGCCCAGACCCAAGUUCGCGAAGCUCAGGUUUCCCGUUGAGUUUCCCAAGGUCAGUGCUGGGAGGCCUGGGAGACGGUAA